AUGUUUUUGUUGAUGCCAGUUGAUGCCAGUGAUGGAGAAAUAGGAGUGUCGUUUAUAUCUGCCAAAUCGAAAUGUGCCCCAUUGAAAUGUAUGACCAUUCCCAGAUUAGAACUACAAGCCGCCGUUUUGGGCACCCGAUUGAUUGACACUAUAAUGAAGGAACACGAUCUCAAUGUUUCUCGCCGAAUCUGUUGGAGUGACUCUACAACCGUCAUUAGUUGGAUUAGUUCUGAGAGCCUGAGAUAUAAACCAUUUGUUGCCCACCGAAUUACCGAAAUACUUGACUCCACACGCCCAACGGAUUUUAGAUGGUUGCCUACGAAUCUAAAUGUUGCCGAUGACAUUACAAGAGCUAAAAAUAAAGUAGAUUUUGAACACGUUGGUUCCAAGGGCCACAAUUUUUGUAUGAAAACGAAGUUGAUUGGCCGAAUAAGAAUUCUGAGAAAUCUGAUGAUUUGUGUGAGGAAGAACUACGCCCCAAAUUUGUCAUGCUGUUUUAAGGCAUAUUUUCGUCUUUCCAAGGAUGCUGUGAUCUAUUUAGUGGAUACUCUCUAUAAGGACGAUAUAAAAAUUCAUCGGACAACAGCAAUACCUCCGCUGUUAAAAGUUAAAAGAAGGAAGGAAGUUUCCAAAAAUCACACUGCAACGAUUUUAAUUUGGGAAUGGCUAAGCCUAGGUUGUCUGUGGUAUUGA
Molecule: messenger RNA, 693 nt
Organism: Lucilia sericata (common green bottle fly)
Lineage: Eukaryota; Metazoa; Arthropoda; Insecta; Diptera; Calliphoridae
Exons: 2
Coding region: 1-693 (230 amino acids)
Source: RefSeq, a predicted model, not a curated record